AUGAAGUCUUUAGAACCAUGUCUUCUAGUAUUAUCGGUGGUUAUAUUAUGGAGCACAACUUUGGCUCUUCAACGACCUCCACCAAGAUAUUCUCAGCAAUACAUGCCGGAAACGGCCUUUACGUGUCGCAAUAAAAUUGUUGGAAGUUAUUAUGCUGAUCCUGAAACCGAUUGCCAAGUAUUUCACGUUUGCGUUUCUGUAUCUGGUAGUAUUCAGGAUUACAAAUUCCUGUGUCCCAAUGAUACUGCUUUCGAUCAGGAGAGUCAAACAUGCGCUGAUUGGUAUGACGUAGACUGUGAAGCUGCUACUCUUUAUUACGCUAGCGAUAACUUUGAUUUAUACAGACUUGGUUCAGGAUUGGAGUCUCCGCAUUACGAUACGAUACGCACCGAUGAUGAACCUCAGGAUAAUCUUCAACGAAGUGAAAGUAAUGAUCCAGUGCGUUCAUCAGCAAACGCACUUAGUAGAGUUUCUUCUACUAAUUAUAACACCAAUAAUAAUAACAAUAAUCGAGAAGUUCUACAUGGUAGCAGCAAAGUUGGUUUUUACAAUCAAAGAACAAAUAAGGAAGAUAAUUAUGAUAACGAAAGAUCUUACAAAGAUGAAACAGUGACCACAGAGAAAAAGAAAACAGGUAUUAGGAAGGUGAGUAGGAAGCAACCAUACAACGGAAACACUAAUGAUUAUCCUAUAUCGAGCACGGCUGUACCACCAACUUACAAUAGUCAGAAUAAUUAUAAUGGAAAUUUUGGCAACAACAAUUACAAUCAACGAUCAACUAGUUCCGGUUCAUCUUCCACGAGUAGACCUCAAGAGAACUAUAACAGAAAUCAAAAUAUUCAAAAAUAUACCGUAACCGCGUCCUCGACUUAUCGACCCAAUACGAAUUUCCAAGAUUCUUACAGCAGUUACCAACCAUCGAGUUCUACCGCCAGGUCAACGGUUUAUAAUACUUACAACACGAACAACAAUUAUAAUCAGGAUAAUUCAGGGUCUUAUACACCUAGUACUACAUUAAGGACUACAAAUUACAAUAGUAAUGGCAACAGAAAUGGAUAUCAACCCUAUAAUGUUGGACAGUUCACCCAGUCCAGUACUGUAUUGCCUAGCACGAAUUAUCAGACGAGUGAUUAUACAAAUUAUCAGAAAAAUUAUAACGUUCAACGUGGUAACGGUAAUGGUGGAGGAUACCGUCAAUCAACAACCAUCGCUCCUACAGUCUAUGACAAUAAUUACAGCAGUGCCAACGAACAAUACAGAAAUGGACAUGGUUCCACUACAUCAGAAAUAAGUCAGACCACUUCGAAAUACUUCACAAAUUAUGCCGGAAACAGUUAUGCUCCAACUACUUAUAGUCCACCUACGAAGAAAUAUGUUCACACUGACAACAGUCCAGCUCAAUCGGUUCCUCGCAGCAACGAUCGCUACAACAGUCAACAAUCAUCUGAUAACAAUCAGUAUUAUGAAAAGAACGAUCAGGCAAUCAAAUCUUCUACUCAACAUUAUGACAGCACGAAAACGUCAAAAAAGGUUACGCAGUACAACAAUUACGAAAGCUCAAACAGUAACAAAUAUUACGUUGAAACCAGUACAGAUAAUUAUGAUUUUGGAAGAGCUUCAGUAGGUAUAGGUUUCAGUCCUGCUAGUAUAAAUCAUUUGGCUGAGACAUCUAGAUCUACGACGCCAGUUCCUAGGAGACAAGCUAGUGCUACCACGUAUAAUCCAAGCAGUUUCAAUAGUAAUACACAAAAGCCAUCGUCAAUAAAUACUACUCCUCGAAGUAGCACUUACGUCAGCGGUUCGGCUAGACCUUUCACAUCCACUACCAGAUUUAUCAGCAGUACAACUGUUCGCCCAAAGUCAGGAAAAAAGAAUGAUUAUGAUUAUGCGUAUUAUGAUAAUGCCGGAGGUACUGAAUACGACGGUCUUGAACUUGAACAAGUCACUGGAAAUAAGGAAUCAUCGAAACUCUCCAGAAAUUAAUUUAACUUUUUCAUAGAAGUUCUUUUUGAAAGUUCUUCAGAGAUGGUCGUUAAAAGAAACGUUUUUAAUAGAAGGAUUUCUAUAACCAGUUUUUGAUCUGUCUUCAUUACUAGAAAAAAAAAGAAAUGAUAGGAAGACAAUAUUAAAAACUGAUUGAAAGUGAUAAACAGCAAUUAACAGUUUCAAUUCGAUAAUAUAAUUAGAAUCUUUAAUU
Molecule: messenger RNA, 2197 nt
Organism: Polistes canadensis
Lineage: Eukaryota; Metazoa; Arthropoda; Insecta; Hymenoptera; Vespidae
Product: probable serine/threonine-protein kinase clkA
Exons: 4
Coding region: 1-1983 (660 amino acids)
Cellular component (GO): extracellular region
Molecular function (GO): chitin binding
Source: RefSeq, a predicted model, not a curated record